This is a messenger RNA of Medioppia subpectinata, 1455 nucleotides long. The record is from the annotation of a GenBank genome assembly. Lineage: Eukaryota; Metazoa; Arthropoda; Arachnida; Sarcoptiformes; Oppiidae.
AUGAGUGAAACGAACGAAUUUAGUGGGAAAGUAGUCAUAAUAAGCGGUUCGAGUAGUGGUAUCGGAGCCGGGAUUGCCAUACAGUUCUCCAAAGCCGGCGCUCAUGUAGUGGUCACUGGACUUGAAGACGACAAAGUGGCAGAAGUGGCCAAACAGUGUCUCCAAUGCUCACCAAAUGGUUUAAAACCACUGGAAGUGGUCGCAGAUAUCACCAAAGAUGAUGACUGUAAACGACUUAUCGAUUUAACGAUUGAAACAUUUAGCAAAAUUGAUAUUCUUGUGAACAAUGCGGGCAUUUGCUUAUUCUCCACUAUUGAUGACAUUAAUAUUGCGGCCAAUUAUGACAAAAUAAUGAACGUAAACAUGCGGUCAGUCGUCUAUUUGACACAUUUAGCGGUUAAACACUUGGAGAAAACGAGAGGAAACAUAAUUAUCACUUCAAGUGUCGCCAGUCGUAAAAUUUUUCCGAUGUGUUUCCUCUACAAUAUGUCUAAAAGCGCUGUCGAUAUGUUCACCAGAUGUAUGGCACUUGAAUUGGGACCAAAAGGCAUUCGUGUCAAUUCAGUCAAUCCCGCGGCUGUCAAUACCAAUAUAGCGAUUGCGAUGGGAUUGAGUCGACCAUUAAUUGACCAGAUGUUUGCCGAUCAGGAGAAGUCAAUUCCGAUGCAAAGACAGGGCACGCCUAUCGAUGUGGCCAAUGCUGUCCUAUUCUUGGCGUCAGACAAGUGCUCAUUUGUGAACGGAUCCAACUUUUUCGUCGAUGGCGGUGAUGCUGGAAAAGUUGUUGUGAUCACGGGUUCGAGUAGUGGUAUCGGAGCGGCCGCUGCCCUCCAAUUCUCCAAAUCGGGCGCUCAGGUCGUCAUCACCGGAAGAAACGCUCAAAAUGUGUCAAAAGUGGCGAAAGAAUGUCAAAAAAUAUCGCCGAAAGGAUUGAAAGCAUUGGAAGUUGUAAUGGAUGUCAGCAAAGAUGAGGACUGCAAGCGUCUCAUAGACUCCACAAUCAAAUCGUUUGGAAAAUUGGAUAUUUUGGUCAACAAUGCGGCAAAAGGAGGCUUCAAAUCAAUAUCAGACCCAAAUAUUAUGGACGAAUUCCAGGCGGUUAUGGACACAAACUUACGUUCAGUCGUCUAUUUAACUCAUCUAUCGGUUGAACACUUGGAAAAAACCAAAGGAAAUAUAAUCAACGUUUCAGCCGUCGCUGGAAUACGACCCAGUGCUCUCGAUAUGUUCAGUCGGUGUCUGGCACUUGAAUUGGGUCCCAAAGGCAUCCGAGUUAAUGUUGUCAAUCCGGGAGCCGUGCGAACCAACUUCGGAACGGCAGCGGGUCUCUCAAAACCACAGUUUGAGUUCAUAUUGAAUGCAUUGGGAAAGAGUUACCCAUUGGGAAGAGUGGGUGAAUCCAUUGACAUCGCGAAUGUCAUCCUCUUCUUGGCUUCAGACGAGUCCUCAUUUGUG